Messenger RNA from Magallana angulata, 3097 nucleotides. RefSeq lists its product as uncharacterized. The record is from RefSeq and is a predicted model, not a curated record. The transcript is spliced from 6 exons. Lineage: Eukaryota; Metazoa; Mollusca; Bivalvia; Ostreida; Ostreidae. Bases 591 to 1604 code for a protein of 337 amino acids.
GAGAGAGAGAGAGAGAGAGCAAUGCACCACGCGGGCGGGAAAAUAUGACACUGAAUUACAACCUUAGAAUAAAAUGUAAUUAUAUUGUAUUUUGUCUUGUUUCUCAGAUGUUGAAUUUCAACUAAACAACAAUCCGAAUCUAGGCGACGGGUUUUCGAAUUUCUCCUAUGUAACGUCCAUUCCUCAUUCACGUAUAUUCCCGUGUUGCGUUGUUUUUUUUACCACUUUAAUUUGUCAUAUCGUUUCAUAUGAAAUAAUUAUUAACCAUACUUAAUUACAUAUAACACAGUUUAGGUCACAUUAGUCUCUUUGGAAUUCAAGUACAGAUAAAAAGCCAUUUUGUUUUAUGAUCUCAACUCUCUAGAAUCAAUAUUUUUGAAUCAGAUACAUAGGCGUUGUCAUAGUAACAUUUUCUACCUGAACUCAGUUAUAAGAGUGAUAAAGAAGCACGUCGAAUCUGGGGUUGUUUGGUGGUGUUUAUUUUCAUACGGCCGUAUAUACCUGCGAAGAUCGAUAAGAUCGACAGAAACAAAGCCACAAAAAGUAAACGUAGACCUACAAAUACAUGUACGGAUGUGUCAAGCUGGCUUAUGGAUAUAAUUGUGUCAAUGUUGUUAGUUUUGCCAGCCAUCUUUAUUUUGCUUGGAAUAGCUUCAUCUGAAGUGAUGCCAGCAUGUCCCAGAAACGGACUUCCAGUUAUCAACGCGUGUGAGAGCGGCUCCAUUGUGAAGUCGAGUCUAUUGAUCGAUUUCUCCCUGGCCCAACACCCCUCAGUGGUCACAUGUCAUUGUGAGGUACUCGUUAUUCAAGGGAAGCAAUUCCACUUCAGUCAAGUUAUUGCCCCUGGCUAUGUUGGAUGUGGCACGGAAAUCCACGUUCAAAAGUCUGACAAGCCACAUUCCGGGGACAUCAUCCCGUGCUAUGGCGGGACAACGGUUUCCGGGCUGAGGGAGGGAAAUACCCUGGGAAUUACCGUGAUGAAACACAACUCACCAUUUGACGUACAGUAUUGUUACAGACUGGAUAUAACUGGACACCCUCAAGCCGCCAUGUCAGUUACUUGUUACGAUGAAACAACCGAGACAACGCACACACAUCCCUCCACGUCAGAACAAGCAGAAACUACCCCACUCAUCACAACAAUCUCAACACAAACUGAUGACGUCACCACACAGCUUAGAAACUCUUCUCUUGUGGGCGACAAGAACUUAAGUUUGGCGCCUUAUAUAAGCAAUGAUCGCUGCAGUGAAUCCACGUUAUUUACGGUAAUUGCGCUUUUGCUGGUUCUUCUUACCACCGUUGCCUGUUAUGCUGCUAUCAUCACAUUCAAAUACUUCACAAGACAUGACAAAUCACAAAAGAUGCAACAAAGCAGUGAUAUCUACGAAGAGAUUCCAGCUAGAGCCUAUCUGAGCUCACAUCCGGUAUACGAGAGGGACUUACAGCCACAGCGAUGUAGUGGUUGUCAAAAUGGCGGUAGAACAACGCAAACUCAGGAUCAAGGUCACUGGAAUUGGACGUAUGAUGAGCACAGAGCCCAACCCUCCAAACCAGAAAAACCAUUUGACCCUCAUAUAUAUGACUAUGAAGUGGCCAAAUUUUAAAACUGUUACAAAAUUGUUUGAAACAUUUUUUUAUAUCCUGUGGUUUAAUUAAUGUUCGUGGGCAUUAAUGUUCGUGGAUUUGAUAAAAAAAAUUCUCUGUUUCGAAGAUACGCUUAUUCACGGACAUUUGUAAUUUCGUAAUAUACCGAUACGCUCUUCAUGGGCAACAAUGACCAUAUGCAUUGAAAUUGUUUAUCGAGGAAUGGAUCAAAUAAAAAUUUUAUUGUCAACAUAUAAAGUAUUGUGAACGGUUUGCCUUACGUAUAUAUAAGUAAUAAACAGUAAUUUUAAAAAGUUCACCAGGAUAAGAACUUGGUUGGUAUGUAAUCAAAUCUACUGAAGAUCCCUUUGGGCUCACAGGAUUUGAUCACGUGACCAACCACGUUCAUAUCCUGGUGAACUUUGUAACUUGCUGUUUACUUCUUCACAAAACCAGGGAGGGGAAAAGGUUACACAAAUCUCUUUCGGUGGGAUUUAACUAUCUAUAAUUGCUCAUCAAAUCAAGCUGUUUAAUUAAUAUUGACAUUUCUUCAGAAUUAUAUUCAUUAUUAUUCUGUCGAAAUUGUAAAGUUGGUUUUUUUUCAAAGGUCUGCUAUAUUGUGUGAAUUUUAACGCUAUUUAAACAUACAACCCUGGAUGAGGUCGGGCAAUGGUCAUUACGUUCCAUGUAUUCAUGAACAGAUUGCGUCUUCAUAAAAUCGGACAGGUAUAACACGGUCUGUUCUGUUAAUUAAUGUUAAUUAAAAAGGCUUGACAUAACGACUUGACCCAAGGUCCAUGAAUACCCGUAACCCAUCCAAGUUUGGUCGAGAUAGAACUGGUAAUAACAUGGCAACUGCUACAAAAACUCACCUCCAACAAUCUAAACCUAUAACUCACAUUCAGCAUCCAAGACUAUAAAAUCCCAAGCAUCCCUAUAUACACAUAAAAUUACUUGUAGUUUAGAUAAAAACUCUGCUUGAACAAGAGGCACAUUGGCCACUUCGCUCACAUGAGUAAUAGCAAACAUAAGGCUACUUCAACACAAGAUGCAGCUUCAUUUUUGAGAAAAAUAGACUUUUCUGUUCUCCACUUAUUUUCAAUUUCAUCCUCAGGCCCCAUCCUACCUCCGCGAAUCGUGAUUGGAACAAAGGAUGAAUGCACUUAACCACGGGUUUGGGGUCUUUUUCGGUCGCUUCUGCUUCGUUUGUUUCUUUUAACCUAAUAUCACCUUUAUUCAUUUUAUUAAAGAGUCUCGUCAAUUUCCAACAUCAAUUAAGAUUUAAGACUGUGAUACAAUAAGUUCAUUCUGUGUUUUUCUCCUUACAACUUUGGAAAAAAAGAGAGAAUUUUCGCUUAUCUGCCCUUGGUCGGACAUAAGACUGAUAUCAAUAUGCAUGAGAGGUGGUGCUGGCAUUAUCAGAAUGUGGUACUAAAAUUAGACUAUACUCUGUCCCAAGAUAUUUUGGAUUCACGUUUGGCUUAAGUGCUUGAUAUUUAUAGAUACCUCAGGA